CUCUUUCGGCUCGCUCUCUUUCUCUCGUCUGUGAUCAUGGCUGCGCUCAAACAUUACCAGCCAUGUUUGCAAAUCUGAAACCCAAAGGUUAGCGAUUUACGCGUUUAUUAUUUACAUCGCUAACACCCUAUUCAUCCACAUCGGUCCUUUGCCGGGGGCCACACUCCCCGUCUCCGGUGCGAUCGGCAAGUAUCAAGAUGGAAGCAAAUAACCAUUUUAACUAUGGGCCUCACUCUUCUGUGUCAGCAAACUCAGGACUGAAGCAUUCCUCAGGAGAUUCUCUCUAUACUAACGGGUCCUCCAUGAGCUUCCCCCAGCAAGGGAAAAAUCUGAAUGGCCAAAUGAAUGUGAAUGGCAUCACUACUGCAGGUGAGAGCAGCCAGCCAGGCGCCCACCCUCCCUCUUCCUCUUAUCCUCAUAUGAGCAACCAUCACCUCCCAGGCAGCAUGGGAUAUGACUAUCUGUGGGACCAGUCUCAGUACAGCCCGGCGAUGGGGCCCGUCCCUCCCCACGGGUUGCACCAGAAGCCAGGCUCCCAGGGUGGGAUACAACCACAGCAGCCUCAGCACCACUUCCAGAGCCAUGGACCGUACCAAGUCAACGGCAGUAUGGGACCGUCCCAGCAACCUCCAGGUGCUGGGCUGCAGUAUUGGGGAAGGGGAAAUCCUGGGCAGCAGUCGCAGGGGGGAUCUUCGAUGCCAAUGGGAUAUAACUCUCCCAGUAUAUAUGGGACGUAUCCCAACCAGGGCAUCCCAGCGUCCCAGCAUCACCAGCAGCCUCCAGCCUUGCAGCACCAGUCUGCAACGGCACAUCAUCUCCAACACCAUUCACACCACCAGCAGCAACAGCAGCAGCAUUAUGGUGUGAUGCCUAAUGGAAUGCCGUUUUACCAGCAUCCAUCGCACCAGGCCCAAACUCAGUCUCAACCACAGGCUCAGAUGAUACCACCCGCCGCGCAGAGCUUUACACCUCCACGAGGAAGCCCUCAGCACCAUCACAUGGGCAGUGGAGGAGGAAGAAGCAGCCCCCAUCACGUCCAGGUCCCAAUGAGGUCCCCUUCUACUGUGCCUGAUAGCGGUUCGCCUAAGAGCAGAGAGAUGCAAGUUUCUAUGAAUGAGUCCUUUAAAGAAAUGGAUAAAGGCUUCAAUGGAGUCGAGAAAAGCUCUGUACCCCAACGGUUGCCCAAAACUGAGAGUUUUCCUGUAAAGCCCCCUGGCUCUGUUUCCUCUACCGACUAUAACCAGGCUGCGCAGCAUUCAGCCGUGGACCUGGAGAAACCUGUAAAACAACGUCAGGAGAUGGGAGCUGCUGCAAAGGAACUUAGUUCUUCCCCCGUCUCUGGACCUCCUCCACCCCUAGCUAGUCCGCCUCGGAAAACUUUGACCCUGCAGGAUUCACAUUCUCCUUCGUCUCCAGGGUUUGCUUUAUCUACAGCUUUGGGUGUCGGCGCAAAUGCAUCUGUGUCUCCACCCUCUCCUCUCACACCACCGCUUCAGAUGGUCCAAGGCCAAAGACCUGGAUUCUCUGGACCUUCAUCAGCUGAAGGAACACCUGCAGGACUUGGUACAGCUCCUUCAAUGUCUUCUCCUAAGAGCUCCAGAGCUCCUCCUGCUGGUUCCCACAACCAGUCUCUGGUGUUUUCUUCAAAGACCUUGAUGCAUCCUCCAACGGUGCCUGUGCCUCCUCAAACAGUACCGGAGGCCCAGGGAUCAAAAAGUCAACAGGUCUCUCCAACACCUCUAUCUUUGGCUGUGUCACCAUCUGUUGUCUCCACUCUUCCUGCGCUGGCACCACUUAAAGGACCCCAAGAGGCAUCACCUCUAACAGGCCAGAGUCCUAAACAUCCUGCUGCUUCCUCGACUCCAACAUCUGUUGCCGAUAACGUCUCUCUCUCGACAGUCUCUGCACUUCCAUCUGUGGUCGCUGGUUCUCCUCAAGUUGCCGCUCUGGCUUCAUCUGCACCACCUCCUGCUGUUAGCUAUUCUCCUCAGGCAUCUUCAGCAUCUCUCAAUGUUUCUCCAAAUGUAUCUCGCUCCCUCAUUGGCUCUGUUACUCAGCCUUUAGAGACGGUGGCAAAUAUGGGUUCUCAUGGUGUAGUACGGCACAACUUUGGGGAAUCGCACUCUAGACCUGAGGCCUGUGGUUCCCAGAGUAAAGUUGGAAUCAUAAUGGGCACAUCCAAAAAGGAGUCCAACAAUGAGACUCAAGCUGAGAUGCAUAAGGUGCAAAUUCAUGGUAGAAACCUUGAACUGGCUUUCAUUGUUCCAAAGGAACCUGAAAGAGACACUAUGGCAGUUGGCAGAAAGGACUCUAAUAGUAUCAGAGCUCAGACUGCCCCAAGGAAAGGAGAAAGUGAGACUUUAAAUGAUACUUUUGGCACUGACACGUCACUGGACUAUCCGUCCUUGGCCGAGUCAACCUACCUUGAAAGCUCAAGAGCUGAGGAUGGGAGUUCAAAGAUGGACACUUUUGAUAAUUCUUAUAGUCUUUCCCAGACUGGAGACCAAUCAAAGUUUACAGAAGGAUCUAUGAUUGAUGACUCCAGGGACUUGCAGGACACUUCUUGUGAAGAAGAAAACUUGAACAGCUCCAUGACCUCUACCAGUUCCACCGAGGAGGCGUCCCUCAAAGAUACCACGUCUCUACUGGAUGACUCUUUAAACGACACCUCACAAAACAGCUCCUCCCUGCUGUCUGCAUCUAUUAAUGCCUCUUCACUCUCUAUCAAAGUUUCAAACAGCUUGAAAUGUCUUGGGAAUUCUCUGGUAUGGCAAUCCUGUUUCACGUGCUGUUUCACAUUUGCUAGCUGGAGGCGAGAGAUUCGAGUCCGGAGGCUCGAGGACCGCCUGAAAGGAGAGACGUGGUACUAUAGCCCCUGCGGCCGGAGGAUGAAGCAGUUCCCCGAGGUCAUCAAGUAUCUGAACAGGCAUCAGGAUGCUCUCCAGGGCGUUUCGAGAGAGCACUUCAGCUUCAGUCCACGCAUGCCAGUGGGGGAUUUCUAUGAGGAGCGGGAAAGCCCUGAGGGUAUGCAAUGGUUCCUCCUCGCCAAUGAGGAAGUGCCCUCCAUGAUCAUGGCAAUAACAGGCAGACGCGGUCGUCCACCAAAUCCAGACAAAGAGCCUCGUUCCCGUGGCUGCCGAGCCAGAGGAGCCCCAGGGAGACGGCCAGGCCGACCUCCUAAGCCCAAGAUGGAGGAUCUGCUCAGCAAAGUGGACGCCAGGCUGCUGAAGAGACUGGAGGCAAAGGAGGACCUCACAGAGCAAGAAAAAGAAAAACUGAUCAAGAUCAAGAAGAAAAUGAAGAGAAAGGCAAGAAUGAAAAGAAUGGAGGAUGCAAAGAAUAAAAAGAUCCGGCAGGAGAAACGGAAAGCCAAACCCCUCCCACAAUUGUCACGGAUACCGGGACUGGUGCUUUCGGGUUUGGCCUUCUCCAAUUGUUUAAGGUUGGUUGAGUUCCUGCAUGGUUACGGAAAGAUUCUGGGUCUCCAGGUGCCCAAGGAUAUUCCCAGCCUGAGCGCCCUGCAGGAAGGGCUCCUCGGCAUGGAGAAGAGCCAAGGCGAGCUCCUGGAUCUGCUUAUUAAACUGGUGGAGGCCGCUCUGCACGAUCCUGGACUGCCUUCAUAUUACCAGUCUGUGAAGAUCCUUGGGGAGAAGCUGGUGGAUCUGGAGCUGAGCCACAGCACUGUGUCCGAGGUGCUGCGGAUCUUUCUGGAAGCCCAUGGCUUUGAGUUGGAGGUGUGUAACAGUCUGCGUACAAAGAGCUUCCAGACCCUCAAACCCGACGUCAAAGCCUCCAUACUGGCCUUCCUGGUGGAGGAACUCAACGCCAGCAACAUAAUCACCAGGGAGAUUGAUAACACACUAGAGAAUAUGACAACCUACAGGAAAAACAAGUGGAUUAUAGAAGGCAAACUACGCAAACUGAAGGCUGCGCUGAUGCGUAAGACGGGCCGUCCGGAGGAGGAGCUGUGCUUCGAGGAGCGCCGGCGCAGUGCUCGUGUGGGAGUGGCUGAGGAGGAGAGCAUCGAGGAGAGCUGCGUGCUGGAGAGAGGGAGCCGCCGCAAAGCCAAAGAGGAACCCAAACACACGGAGAUUGAGAGUCCCAAUUCUUGCAGUGUUGCUGAGCUGGAGCGUCAGAUUGAUAAACUGACCAAGCGUCAAGUGUUUUUCCGCAAGAAGCUGCAGCAGUCGUCUCAUUCCAUGCGAGCUGUGUCUCUGGGGCAGGAUCGGUACCGCCGCAGGUACUUGCUGCUGCCUUAUAUGGGAUGUGUCCUCGUGGAGGGAGCGGAGGACAUCCUGGCCUCAGGUGAAGUGACGGUCAGCGAUGAACCUGUGACUUAUGUGAAGGUCAUAACCCCAGUGAAGACAGAGGUUAAAGCUGAGCCUCCCCUUUCUCCGGCUUUCGGCGCGCAUCUCCCCUCUUCUCCUCGAGUGUCCCAGCUUACCCCCACAGAGGCGGAUCCUCUACCCGGCGAGGCCUCUCUGAUGAGCAGCCCUCGAGGCCGGGGACGCCCGCGCAAGAUCAAACCCGAAGUGGAGCUCCACCUGCGAACCGCCAAGAACCGGCGGCGCCGCCGUAGCAGCAGAUCAGCAGCUGAGGAUUCGACCCUCAACUCCCCCGUGCAGGAUCCUGUUCAGUUCGCUUUCCAGACGCCUCUCGAGCAGCCGCAGCACGCAGAGGCCGACGGCAGCGCGCCGAUCACAGCAUCUGGAGCCGGUCAGGGCGAGGAUAACAGCCAGCCGGAGGACAGCAUGAGGGAGCAGGCAGGAAAACGAGGCCAGUGGUUCAAUCUGUUGCCCAAGGAGCCGUGCGACGAGACGUCGAUCUCCCAGCCGUGCGAGAACACACCUGCGUCUGCUUCAUCCCCCACUGAAGACACUCCAGCACCCCUCGAUAGUGACCCGCUCGCUCCUCCUCCUCCUCCGCAGCCUCCGACAACACAGAUGCAGACGGAGACUCCUCCUCUUCCUCUUCCUCAGGUGUGCUCCACUCCAGCUCCCAGGGCCGGUAGGAGGCGCAGGAGAAGCAGCGGGACGUCCCGGGCUCUCUCUCGAUCCAGUGCGGCGAAGAGGCGUGGCAGACCUCCCUCCAAUCUCUUCCAAGAGGUGGAACUGAAGUACUUCACUCAGCUGGUGGUGAAGCCUAUUCCGUUAGAAAUGGUGAAGGGCUGGUGGUGGAUCAGAGAACCGGCGGAGCUGACAGCCAUUGUGAGCGCCCUCCAUCCACGAGGCAUUCGCGAGAAAGUGCUCCACAAACACCUCACCAAACACAGGGAGUAUCUGUCCGAGGUCUGCACGCGGCUCGUCACCGAUCCCAUCUUCCAGAUGACAGUGGAGGAUGGCGAUGCCCUGCUGGAGGCGUCUAAACAGGCGUGGAGUGAGCAGGAGAGAGUCCUGCAGUUAGACAUCAGUGUUCUCCAGUGGGUGGAAGAUCUGGAGCAGAGAGUAGUCGGUGCAGACCUUCAGCUCAAGGUCUCCAUUCCCAAUGCAGAGAGUGACAAUGAGGCUAGUCAGGAAUCAUCAUGCUCUCAAUUCCAGAUGUAUACCCCUCCAGAGGCGGACUCCACGCGGGAGGACCUGCAGUAUUACGAGCACGAGAUUGACCCCAAGGAUGACUGGAUGGUCAAGACCAAGAAGGAAUGGUCCGACCUCCUGCGAGCUCCCAGCAACCCCCUGGACCUGGCCGUUCUCCGCUUGACUAAUCUGGAGCGGAACAUCGAGCGGCGCUAUCUGAAGGAGCCGCUGUGGAAUCUGUCCGAGGUGGUGCGCUUAGCGCCUCUCACCCCUCCUCCCGGCGGGGAGGAGGUCCCACUAGAUGCUGUGAGCUUGGAAAGUGAGAUCACACCCAGGUUGAAGACGUGGCGGCAGGCCCUGGACCGCUGCCGCAGUGCGUCUCAACUCUCUCUCUGUCUGCUGCAGCUGGAGAAAGCCAUCGCCUGGGAAAGAUCCGUCAUCAAAGUGACAUGUCAGAUCUGCCGUAAGGGCGAUGAUGAUGAGUACCUGCUCUUGUGUGACGGCUGUGAUCGUGGCUGUCACAUGUUCUGCCUGAGGCCAAAGGUCAUGCAGGUGCCAGAAGGCGACUGGUUCUGUCCCACCUGCGUUGCCAAGGAAAACGGUGAAGCUCCGAGAUCACAGCGUUCAUCACGGAAGAGAUCGAAUGUGCGGAAACGGCGAUUUGCAGAGGAUAGUUCAGACGAGGAUGAUGGGUACAGACGAGGCAUGACCACACGACAAAAAGACGCUGCAGCUUCCUCGAGCGGGACGAGCAUCUCGCCCUCCAAACGCAGACAGAUGGCCACACGAAACCAGCCUGACCUCACCUACUGCGAGAUCAUUCUGAUGGAAAUGGAGGCUCACUCAGACGCCUGGCCUUUCCUGGAGCCGGUCAAUCCCCGCCUGGUGCCUGGCUACCGACGCAUCAUCAAAACCCCCAUGGACUUCCUCACUAUGAGGGAAAGACUUCUGCAGGGAGGGUACUGCAGCUGUGAGGAGUUUGCUGCCGACGCUCAGCUGGUCUUCAACAACUGCGAGCUCUUCAACGAGGACACGUCGGAGGUGGGCAAGGCCGGACACUCCAUGCGGCGCUUCUUCGAGAGCCGCUGGGUGGAGUUUUAUGAGAACAACGACAAGUAGAGACGCUGCCCUCUGCUGCAUGGGAGGAAGCACUCGAACGCCCCGCUCCUUUGAUGAUCAUUACUACUAAAAACUCUGUCUGGAGAGCCAGCCCUCCAGUUUCUGUAUGCAUACACGUGUAGAUAUAUGUAUAGAUUUGUUCUGUUGGUUUUACAAGUAUGUUUGUCCCCCUCACCCGCCUUGAUAAGGUUAAAGCAUUUCUUCAUCACCUGGUAUUACGGCGUACAAACGUCUCCUCUUUAUUCAGCUUCAUCAGUCACUCCUUUGGAGUAGAAGUACUUCUUCAGGACUUGAUCGGGUCACACUUGAUGUCACGUGUCGCAGACACACCUCUAUCAGGACGUUCUCACUCUUUCGACCAUUAUACUCGAAGCCUUAUGCUCCAUGGUGUAUAGGUCGUGGACCAGGUGUGUCCCCUUGACUGAAAAUGUAACGUGCUUUCGAGACUAGAAGCAAUUUCCUCAGUAUAUUUUUUAUUAUAUACUAUAUAUACACUUAAAGACAGAAAGAAAUAGUCGGGAUUAUUUAAUAGCAAUAGACUGUAGUGAUUCUGUACAGACCACGUCGUAGAGAGAUGUAUAGGUGACUCAUGAAAUGGCCAGUAAACAUACUAUAUCACGUGUAACUCAUCACGUCUUUUGCUUGUAGAGUAUUGGUCUUAUGAACUGGAGGAUUGCCAUCUUUUGCUAGGUUAAUUUUUCUGUCAUGCCCCCCAAACCCAGAAAGAAAUCAGUGUUUAUUCAUAAUGUAAUGCCAACAGCAGAACCGUUACAACGAAAGGCCCAUUUUAACGUUCUUGUUUUUAAGCUCUGCUAGCUAGAUAGCCGUUUUCAAAGCUUUUGCUUGAUGUAUGACUAUUGUCUGUGGGGGAAAAAAAACUUUAGACUGUAUUGAUAUUGGUUUAUAUGGAAAGGAUAUGUACGUACUUAUACGGUUGUAUAGUUUUGUUUAGCGACACUUAUUUUUCAUUGGAACAAUAUCUUCACUGUCUAUUCAGUAUGAUUGAUCUGGUUUGCUCUUGGUUUUUUUUCAUGAACAUGGCAAUUUGUUGGGUUUCUGAAACCGUCACAUCCUCAGAUGUUUAGACUGUUUUAUGUGUUUUAAUGUGUGUGUGUUUGAACCUGGACCAACUCCCUUAAAAAGGACUUCUUUUUUUUUUUUUUUUACACGUCUUUUGACAUUAACCAUGCUUUCUCAAAUGAAAAUGCCUUGCAUCAUUACUGGUGUAACUGACCCAUAAGAUUUCCCCACUUGCAACCUCACGUUCACAGUUUUUCUUAGUGCACUGAGUAGAGGAGCGCAGUAGAGCACACUAUUCAUGUUCGUUUCCCAGGCUUUCGUACACUGAAGUCGAUUUGCGGACGUGCGUCAUUCACUUUGUGUUCCUCAUCAUACAAAAGAGACAUAUUUGCUUUUUUUCUUUAAACAGACGGUAAAACCUGAAGACAGUACUAGAAAACUCAACCAAAUGUGGUGUCUAGUGAAUUUUUAAUAAUGUACAGUUUUUGUGACUUUAAAUUUGUUCCUUUCUAUAUUUUUAGGACCAAUAUAUCGUUUUUAAGAGGCGACAUUAAAUGACCAUUUUGUUUCAAGGUAAUGUAACACACGUGCAUCUGUAGAAUGUACUGUAAGUGGAAAUAAAACCACAUCUAGUAAACGAAAACUUGUCU
Sinocyclocheilus rhinocerous is the source of this 8302-nucleotide messenger RNA. Its product is annotated as bromodomain adjacent to zinc finger domain protein 2A-like. Gene Ontology annotation, cellular component: rDNA heterochromatin. Gene Ontology annotation, molecular function: DNA binding; protein binding. The record is from RefSeq and is a predicted model, not a curated record. The coding region runs from base 198 to 6632 and encodes 2144 amino acids. NCBI's taxonomy places the organism in Eukaryota, Metazoa, Chordata, Actinopteri, Cypriniformes, Cyprinidae. The transcript has 27 exons.